This is a messenger RNA of Glarea lozoyensis ATCC 20868, 2238 nucleotides long. RefSeq lists its product as uncharacterized. NCBI's taxonomy places the organism in Eukaryota, Fungi, Ascomycota, Leotiomycetes, Helotiales, Helotiaceae. The record is from RefSeq and is a predicted model, not a curated record. Bases 1 to 2238 code for a protein of 745 amino acids. The transcript is spliced from 3 exons.
AUGAGACUUAGUGUUUUCCUUGUAGCGUUGCGACAUGCAUUUGUUGUCAAUGCCGCAUACACAUAUAUAGACCUAGGCACAGCAGGAAGCUUUGGAGCACUUUCCUAUGCGACAAUUACAAACACCGGGCCAACCUCAAUUUCUGGCGACGUGGGUACUCUUGGGACAUCUAUUACGGGAUUUCCACCUGGUGUCUUUACUGGAACAAAAUUCUUGGGUAGUCAAGCAGUGGCAGCUCGAAACGAUGCGUUGACUGCAUAUCAGACCCUCGGUGCACUGGGCGGCGCAACGAUUUUGGCUGGCAACUUAGGCAAUCGAGUCUUGGGCCCUGGAACUUACAGAUACGCGACUUCAGCCCAGAUUACUGGAAUCUUAACUCUUGCUGGGACAGGAUCUCCUACUGAUGCCUGGUAUUUUCAGAUCGGGUCGACGUUAAUUACCUCAGUCGGCGCGAAUGUCAUUCUUACAGGUGGUGCUAAGCCUUGUAAUGUAUGGUUUCGGGUGGGAUCUUCUGCCACUCUUGGAGUCGCGUCACAAAUAUCUGGAAACGUCCUUGCUGCUGUUUCCAUAACUGUGAAUUCAGGGGUCACUAUGAAUGGGGCGCUCUAUGCUCUCGGUGGCUCCAUCACCUUGAACAGUGCUCGGAUUGUCCCUCAACAAUGUGCUAAUGCUAUUCCGCCAUCUUCAACAUCAGCAGCCGUUCCUACUUCAUCCACACUGCCGACUUCCGCCGCUGACUCGACAGUCUCAGCUUCAUCCACACUAUCAACUUCAUCCACGUUGUCAAGUCCCUCCACGACAAGUACCAUAGUCUCUAGUAGCUUAGCCGCGAGCUCAACCUCUAGUUCGCUGAGCUUGAGUUCGACUACGACUUUGGUAUCAUCGAGCACAACAACUACAAGUGGGUCUUUUACGAGCACCACAACAAGCACUGGGGACACCACUUCCUCUUCUGUCCCAUCAAGCACGACAAGUUCAAGCGACAUAUCUACCAGUACCAGCGCAGGAUUCGUAACUUCGUCGCCUUCGAUCUCCUCUACCCAAAGUACCACAAGUCAAAUAUCUUCCAGCUCCACUACCAGCGUUGGAGACACUUCUUCAUCUACGCAAUCAUCUCUAUCAAGUAGCACUACGACAGUUUCUUCUAGCUCGUCUUUUUCAUCGAGCAGCUUCAUUACGGUUCCCUCAAGCUCAAGCACUAGCCUCGUGAGCUCAUCCACCACAUCCUCAGUCUCAACUUCACCAUCUUCACCUGCAGGCUGGGAGUACUCAGGGUGUUACACAGAAGCGACAUCAGCCCGCGCUUUAAGUGCUGCGUCUUUGGCUAGUGACCAACUCACAGUUGACCGUUGCGCUACAUUUUGUUCUUCAUUUCCAAUAUUUGGAGUUGAAUAUGGCCGAGAAUGUUAUUGUGGAAGCGCUCUUGCCGCUGGCAGUGUACGUGCCCCGGACACAGAUUGUAACUUCAAGUGUUCAGGCUCGAGCACUCAAACGUGUGGAGCUGGGAAUCGAUUAAACGUCUACAUGAAGCCAAGUUCCACGGUAACGACCUCUGCAUCGCCUACUUCUACAACGUCGCCUACUCUACCCACCUCGUACGGGACAUUGGGAUGCUACACAGAAGCAACCAACGGUCGCGCCCUUAAGGAGAAGUCUUUCAGUGACGAUGCUAUGACAACCCAAAAGUGUGCUGCGAAUUGCGCUGGCUUCAAAUACUUUGGGCUUGAAUAUUAUUUCGAAUGCUACUGCGGCAACAGUCUUCAGCCUGGCAGUGUCCAGGUUGCUUCGACCGACUGUAAAUUCCCAUGCACAGGAGACAAGACCCAAACCUGUGGUGCCAACAACCGAUUGAACCUUUACGCUUUUGGUGACAGCUCAUCUCUGCCAACUCCAGUCAGCUCUUCCACUACUUCCGCAACUCCAACGCCGACACCUUAUCCUGGAUACGCUACAACCGGCUGCUACACCGAAGCAACUAACAUGCGUGCCUUAUCUGGAGCAACCUACAUUAAUAACGGAAUGACAGUCGAAAUUUGUGCCUCGGCUUGUUCGGGAUUUGCGAUGUUCGGGGUUGAAUAUGGACGCGAGUGCUACUGCGGUGCCAGUCUUAACUCUGGAAGUGUUUCUGCACCAACUUCUGAGUGUAGUUUCGUCUGCCCAGGAAACAACAAUGAGUUCUGUGGGGCUGGCAACCGUUUGAACGUAUACCAAUUCGGUCCGGACCCGACUAUCGUGUAG